This is a messenger RNA of Achroia grisella, 1794 nucleotides long. It is a transcript of the gene nAChRa4, whose product is annotated as acetylcholine receptor subunit alpha-like. Gene Ontology annotation, molecular function: acetylcholine-gated monoatomic cation-selective channel activity; transmembrane signaling receptor activity. Lineage: Eukaryota; Metazoa; Arthropoda; Insecta; Lepidoptera; Pyralidae. Gene Ontology annotation, cellular component: neuron projection; synapse; postsynaptic membrane. The transcript has 10 exons. Gene Ontology annotation, biological process: chemical synaptic transmission; signal transduction; monoatomic ion transmembrane transport. The coding region runs from base 61 to 1794 and encodes 577 amino acids. The record is from RefSeq and is a predicted model, not a curated record.
GCCCGGGACGCCCAUCCUAUAUACGAGCCUUUACGUAACGAUGGCCGAGCCCGUAAGCUGAUGGCCGCGUUCGUCUGGUGGCUGGCGGCCUGCUGCCUGCUGCGCGCCGCCACCGCCGGCAACCCGGACGCGAAGCGCCUCUACGACGACCUGCUUUCCAACUACAACAAACUCGUCAGGCCGGUCGUCAACACCACAGACGUACUACGCGUCUGCAUAAAACUAAAACUUAGUCAGCUCAUCGAUGUUAAUCUGAAGAAUCAGAUAAUGACAACAAACCUGUGGGUAGAGCAAUCGUGGUACGACUACAAGUUGCGGUGGGAGCCGCGCGAGUAUGGCGGAGUCCACAUGCUUCACGUGCCCUCCGAUCACAUCUGGCGACCCGACAUCGUAUUAUAUAACAACGCCGACGGCAACUACGAGGUGACGCUGAUGACGAAGGCCACUGUCUACUACAACGGAAUGGUGGUGUGGCAGCCGCCCGCCGUCUAUAAGUCCUCCUGCUCGAUCGACGUCGAGUUCUUUCCUUACGACGUGCAAACCUGUGUGCUUAAGUUAGGCAGCUGGACGUAUGAUGGUUUCAAGGUGGACUUGAGGCACAUGGAUGAGCAAGCAGGCAGCAACGUCGUGUCUGUGGGAGUUGAUCUCUCAGAGUUUUAUAUGUCCGUUGAAUGGGACAUACUCGAGGUGCCAGCAGUAAGGAAUGAGAAAUUCUACACGUGUUGCGACGAACCUUACCUGGACAUCACGUUCAACAUAACAAUGCGGAGAAAAACUUUAUUUUAUACUGUGAACAUUAUUAUCCCGUGUAUGGGGAUUUCAUUUCUCACAGUGCUCACAUUUUAUUUACCUUCAGACAGCGGGGAAAAGGUGACGUUAUCGAUAUCCAUAUUGAUUAGUCUCCACGUGUUCUUCCUACUGGUAGUUGAAAUCAUCCCUCCGACAUCGCUUGUUGUGCCCCUAUUGGGGAAAUACCUCAUAUUUGCUAUGAUACUUGUCUCUAUCAGCAUAUGCGUAACGGUGGUGGUCUUAAAUGUCCACUUCCGCUCACCACAAACGCACCGCAUGGCGCCGUGGGUAAAAAGGGUUUUCAUACACAUACUGCCCAGACUUCUCUUCAUGAAACGACCACAGUAUAAGUUCGAUACAACAAGGUCUCGAUAUACUGCGUGUGGCGUCGUGGUCCGGUGCGGAGGCGCAGCUCGGCCGCUCUACCCUUACAGACUAGCGGCUGCCGACGACGACUGCUGUGCUCCGGGCGCUUGGCCGCCGCCCGCCGCGCCUCCGCCUCGUCCUCUCACGCGCACCCCCAGCAAGGAGGAUUUAACACAUACUACUUAUCUUAAUUCAGGUAUGGGUGAUAGCAACCGCUUCGGUGGUAGUUGUGUGGUGCACGGAUCGAGUGAGGGCGGGGCUGGGCUCGGACUGUCCGGUGCGGGCAUGGGCGGCCCGGGGCCCGCCGACGAAGACACUUUGAGCCCCGUACCGGACCCGCCACCUGGUUUCAGUCAUUCCGCCUGUCCUCCAGAAGUUCACAAGACUUGUUUCUGUGUCCGAUUUAUAGCAGAACACACAAGGAUGCUAGAGGAUUCUACUAAGGUAAAAGAAGAUUGGAAAUACGUGGCAAUGGUGCUGGACCGCCUGUUCCUUUGGAUAUUCACGUUGGCUGUCCUGGUGGGCACCGCUGGUAUUAUAUUGCAAGCACCGACGCUGUACGACGACCGCGUGCCUAUAGACAAACACUUCAAUCAGUACGCCACCUCGUCACUGGUGCGGUGUCCACCACCUGCGUAA